This is a messenger RNA of Ambispora leptoticha, 739 nucleotides long. NCBI's taxonomy places the organism in Eukaryota, Fungi, Glomeromycota, Glomeromycetes, Archaeosporales, Ambisporaceae. The record is from the annotation of a GenBank genome assembly.
AUGACGCGUGUAAAAAAGGGCGAAAGACAGUCAUAUUCUGUCGAGGACGAGGAAAAGGCUGCUGUUGUUCGUUUUGCGCUUGCUUCGAAUAAUACCAAAGCUGCAGCCCACUUCAGUGUUGACAAGAUUCUGGUUAGCAGAUGGGUGAAAAAUUUACAAACUCAGCUUGACGACCUCAAAAACUGCAAGUCUCGUCGCAUUGGCGCUGGUAGAAAAGAACUUGAAAUGUCAAGUAUUGUUGCUCAAACUGCUACCGACACAGACAACUUGACAAAAAAACUUAUUGCCAACAACUUCAAAGUAAUCCUCACAUUGGCUCAAACCCAUUUCACAAAUAUGAACGAGACUCCUGUGUGGUUUGGUGAUCUCACUGUUGAAACGAUCGGCAAAAAAACAGUUCACAUUCGCACUGGAAUGAUAAAAAUAUCUUCACAAUCACUCUUAUAUAUCACUAAUGGUCAGAAUCUCUUCCCAAUCAUUAUCUUUAAAGGCAAGAAAUGGCCCAGAACUAAAAAUACACUACCACCAUCUCCUAACAUCAACAUCUUGUUUCAUGAAAAAGGCUGGAUGAAUGAAAAAGGAAUAAUAAAUUGGACUCAUAAUAUUACAAGAAAACAACCAGAUGGUCUCACAUCACUAUAUCAACCAUUAGAUAUUUCUAUCAAUCAUUCUUUCAAAGCUGCCCUUCAUUAUUAUUGGCAUAUAUGGAUGGCAAGUGAUAGAGCUAGAGAAACUGCAG